Messenger RNA from Fonsecaea erecta, 1059 nucleotides. RefSeq lists its product as hypothetical. Gene Ontology annotation, molecular function: hydrolase activity. The record is from RefSeq and is a predicted model, not a curated record. The transcript has 5 exons. NCBI's taxonomy places the organism in Eukaryota, Fungi, Ascomycota, Eurotiomycetes, Chaetothyriales, Herpotrichiellaceae. The coding region runs from base 1 to 1059 and encodes 352 amino acids.
AUGCCGACGACGGAGUUCAAGUACGCAUGGCUCUCGCAAAUGGACCCGGUGUGGGAGCCCAUCCAGGCAGAAUGCGACGCACGAUUCCGCAUCUUCUGGGACCUCCCGCCCGAGCAGUACCAAGAGGCGUGGAAGUCGGCCCCCCUGGUCAUGCCGGAGGGUACUCCGAUGGACCUGGAGGUUACAUUCACGACGAUCCCGCUCCGCGAUGGCUACGAGGCAGAGCUCAAGAUCUAUAGGAACGUGGAGAGACUCAAGGCCAUGAGCGGUGGCAGCUAUGAGGGAGAAGGGGAGAAGCAGAAGAGCGCUGCUGCUGGGGCGCCGCUGAUGCUCGUCGCGCACGGUGGCGGUUGGAUGAUGGGCGAUCACGCUGUCGAGGAGGGUGUGUGUCGAUACACGGCUAAGGAGACCGGGGCUGUGGUGGUCAGUGUGAACUACAGGCUAGCUCCCAAGUACCGCUUCCCGCAGGGUUUGAACGACUACUACGAUGCAUUCAAAUGGUGCAAAGCCAACGCCUCUACCCUGGGGAUUAAUCCCUCCAUGAUCAUCACCUGCGGUAGCUCCGCGGGUGGCAACCUCGCUGCCGUGCUCCCGAUCAUGGCGCGGGACCAGAACGAAGGCGGUAUCAUCGGGCAGCUGCUCAACAGCCCGGUUCUGUGCCAUCCAAAAUACUUCCCCAGGGACAAAGGUUACGAAUACAACAGUUUCCAACAGAACAAGAACUCAUCGAUCUUGGGGGAGCAGAACAUGCUGAACUGUUGGGCCGAGUACUACCCCAAUACGGGGCCCGAUGUCUAUGCAAAUCCACUGCUGGUAGACUCGGUGAAGGGCCUGCCCCCUGCAUUGAUUCAAAUAAGCGGCCUGGAUCCGCUCCGGGACGAAGAAUUUGCAUACGCCGACAGGCUAAGAGAAGCAGGCAUUCCGGUCGACAUAGAAGUCUUUCCCGGCCUUCCACAUGGAUUCUACACAUUUCCACAGUUGGAAGCCACAACUAAAUACUUCAAAAAGUCUGCGGCUUGGGUCAAGAAGCUUCUGGCAUCUAAAGGAUGGGAUGCUUAA